Molecule: messenger RNA, 3426 nt
Organism: Ziziphus jujuba (common jujube)
Lineage: Eukaryota; Viridiplantae; Streptophyta; Magnoliopsida; Rosales; Rhamnaceae
Product: AUGMIN subunit 8
Exons: 7
Coding region: 1212-3083 (623 amino acids)
Biological process (GO): centrosome cycle; spindle assembly
Cellular component (GO): cytoplasm; centrosome; nuclear microtubule
Molecular function (GO): microtubule binding
Source: RefSeq, a predicted model, not a curated record
CUUUUUUUUUUUGAAGUCUGACUUUUGUUAGUUUUGAUUGGCUUUCUAUUUUAAAUUAAUUCUUUUAUUAAGUAAAGGGAAAUUACUUCUUUGAUAAGCAUGUUUAAUUCAACUAAGAAUUAGUAAAUUUGUUUUUGGAUUUUUUCCAUAUGUUAUUCAACCCAAAAUGGAUAUAUAUUUGCUUUUCUUGUUUUGGGAAAUUUAUUCUUUUCCCCUCUGUUUUUGAGAUUCAAUGAACUCUCUCUUUCUUUCUGUUUUUUUGUGUUCUGAAAGUUGGCUGUAGAGAGAGAGAGAGAGUGAGAGAUUGAGAUUACAUGAACAGUGAAAAACUGAGCAUGUCUACAAUUGAAGGGACACAGGUCUGUCAAAUGCGGACAAUUAGGUUAUGGAAAAUUCUUAAUUUUCUCUUCCGAUUAAAAAUAAACAAAAGUUCUCUGCUUUAUCGAUUUUCGUUCCUAAAUCUUGGAAAGUGGAUUCGUAGAUGGUCAAAUCAGAAAUGUUAUUUUUAUUAGAAUUCUCCACGUAACGAUGUCUCUGAAUUAUUGUUUUAUGUGUAUUUUAUUCAAAUUUAUUUUUAUUUUUGUUUGUGGUGAAUUUGCAUGUACAUUUUCACACUGAAAAAAUUCAUGGGGAUGGACAAUGAUCUCCUUUCCACGUGGACCUCCAUGUCUAUUUCGAUUCCACUCAGAAACAACAACAUCAGCACCUAUUCACCAAAAAAACAACGUCAGCACCUGCAAUUUCAAUCUUCUAAUUAUUAGGGGAGUUAAAUAUUAUGCAUACAAACAAAAUACACAGAUUUAAGAUGUUGGUUAGCCCUUCCUUGACCUCAUUUGCACCGCCUGAUCUGCUUGGAUUUGGGCUUUUCUUGAUGAAAAAACAAUACCCGUUUGAGUUUAUUCGUUGUAAUCCUGAAAUUCAUAUUCAGUCAGAUCUGGGUCUCUGUAAAGAUGUACGCUUUUUCGUUUUUUCCCUUCUCCUUUUUAGGCGUUUAUUCUUUGCUUUUUCCACAGCUCAGUUGCAUCUUACUUUUUCUGUUUUGUGCUUGUGCAUUUUGUGGCAGAUUAAUUGCAGAGAAAAGGAUCUUAUUUUAGAGUAGCUGGGUUUAAUUCCAUUUGAAUGUGUGAUACAUGAAAGCCAAGGCUGGCAUCAGAUGCGGUUUUGAUGAUAUGAAUGAGUCUAUCAAUGUUGUGUAAUUUGUAUAGUUGUGGAUGGAUGUAAUUGGAUCAGAGAGAGCAUUUAGGAAGCAUACAGCAGUGGAGACCCCAAGACCACCGUUGGUUCCCGCGGAAAAGAACAAUGCACUCACCACGCGCCGCCCUCGAACGAGGGAAGUUAGUUCUAGGUACAUGUCACCUUCACGGGCUACGCCGUCAACGCCGCCCAGUCCUCGGCGUUGCCCAUCUCCAAACCUCACAAGAACGGUACCUACUUCCUCUCACUCGGCUCCAAAAAGAGCUCAAUCUGUGGACAGGAAGCGGCCUUCCACGCCCCCUUCCCCACAAAGUCCAUCCACUCCGGUUCAAGACUCAUCUGUAGAUAUUAAUUUAACGUCCAGAAGGACAUCCACCGGUAGGCUGCCAGACAGUUUAUGGCCUUCCACUAUGCGUAGUUUGAGUGUUUCCUUCCAGUCGGAUACCAUUUCUAUUCCCGUCAGCAAGAAGGAAAAACCAGUUAGCAAUGCCUUGUCUGAUCGCACUUUGCGGCCGUCUUCGAAUGUGGCACAUAAGCAGGUUGAAACACCUACUGUUACACGAAAGCCCACACCGGAGAGAAAGAGAAGCCCUCUUAAAGGGAAAAAUGCACCCGAUCAGUCGGAGAAUUCUAAACCGGUUGAUGGGUUACAUACUCGAUUGAUAGAUCAGCAUCGGUGGCCAAGUAGAAUAGGUGGAAAGGUAUCUUCCAAUGCUUUAACUAGAAGUAUGGAUUGUGUUGAUAAGACAGUUAGAAAUCUUGCUACACCAGUAACAGGAACUGGCUUGUCUUCUUUGCGGAGAUUGUCAACUUCUGAUGUCAUGGUUAAACCUUUACAAAAAACUCUUAGCGACUCCUCAAGGCUAUUGUCACUUGAAGAUGGCGGUAGAGCAGGGUUUGGGACCAACUCAGUUGAUAAUUCACUGCAUGCGUCUGGACCUCACAAGCUUAUUUCAACAGGUGUACCAGAUAGAUUAGCAUGUACAACUUCUGCUGUCAGAUCUCAUCAAUCUAUUCCUUCCACCGGAUUACGUCAUCCCUCACCUAUUAAGACCUCAAGUGUGUCAUCCCCUGUUUCAAGAGGUGUUAGUCCAUCUCGAUCAAGACCAUCUACUCCUCCUUCUAGAGGAGUUAGUCCAUCUCGACCAAGGCCAUCUACCUCUUCUAGUCAAUCUAGCAAUUCGAACUCUGUGCUUAGUUUUAUUGCCGAUUUUAAAAAAGGUAAAAAGGGUACAGGCUACAUUGAAGAUGCUCAUCAGCUGCGGUUGCUAUAUAACAGAUAUUUGCAGUGGCGAUUUGCUAAUGCCCAGGCAGAGGCUGUACUUUAUGUUCAGAAAGUAACUGCAGAGAGAACUCUAUACAACGUUUGGAAUGCUACACUAAGUUUGUGGGACUCGGUAAUUAGGAAAAGGAUCAAUCUUCAGCAGUUGAAGCUUGAGCUUAAGCUGAACUCAGUGUUAAAUGAUCAAAUGGCCUAUCUUGAUGAUUGGGCUGUGCAUGAAAGAGAUCAUAUCUUAUCUUUAUCUGGGGCUGUUGAAGAUUUGGAGGCAAGCACUCUUCGUCUUCCGGUUGCUGGAGGGGCAAGGGCAGAUAUUGAUUCUUUGAAGGUUGCUAUCUGCUCAGCUGUUGAUGUGAUGCAGGCGAUGGCAUCCUCCAUUUGCUCUUUGCUCCCAAGGGCGGAGGGCAUGAACAGUUUGGUUUCGGAACUUGCUAUUGUAGCAGCACAGGAGAAAGGGAUGCUUGAUGAAUGUGAAGCACUGUUGGCUUCAACAGCAGCUAUGCAGGUAGAGGAAUACAGCCUUAGGACGCAUCUCUUACAGACAAAACAAGCUUUGGGUGGGGUGAGCAACCACUUUUGGCAUUCGAGGCACCUAUAUAACCCUGAUUAGCCACUGCGAACAAGUCACGGUUUUCCAAUUUAGCAGAGAGAUAGUGAUGGCGUCUCUUCGGUUCUAUUGUAAAUUGAGUUUUAGUCUACUUGUUUUUCUCUUUUUUAUUUUAUAACUUUCAUUAAGCAUUAUAUAGUUCUAUUUCAUUUUUUACCCUUCUUUGCGAAGCAAAGAGCUAUUGGCUCCAUGCUUUCCACUUGUAAUUUUUUUGUAUCACAAUUCAUGCAACUAAAAGGAGAAUGCAAAGAGAGCAAAGAAUUGAAAUUCAAUGUAGAUGCGGAAGUUCAGGAGAAAUGGAAAAAGAAAUAUGUAAAAAAUGAGAUCCUGUAUAUGCUUGAACUGA